Messenger RNA from Podospora anserina S mat+, 3447 nucleotides. RefSeq lists its product as uncharacterized. The annotation marks the transcript as partial. The transcript is spliced from 2 exons. Gene Ontology annotation, cellular component: cytoplasmic vesicle. Lineage: Eukaryota; Fungi; Ascomycota; Sordariomycetes; Sordariales; Podosporaceae. The record is from RefSeq and is a predicted model, not a curated record. Gene Ontology annotation, biological process: regulation of Rab protein signal transduction.
AUGGACGGCAACAAUACUUCGGCUCCCCUUGCCGACUACUUCUGGAUUGCAGGCAUAGAAGACGUUAGAUACGACGAUGAACCAGCCUCCCAGUUGGACGUCGAGGACACCAUCGUCGAGGACGAGGAUGGAGAGGCGGAGACCGACCGGUCGGUAGCGACGCCGUCGCGCGCCACGGCUCGUCACUCGCGCCAGAACUCGGCUAACCGUUUGUCCGUCAUGUCUAAGCUCUCCCUAUCCGGUAGCGAAGAACCAUCUCAGGAUGACGUCGAGGAGAAGGACAUUACCAAAAGUAACCGUAGCAGCGCAACCAUCCGGCCGAACCCCCCGCCCAGCCUCAACACCGGCCUUGCCAACGGCACCAACGCCACCAACGCCACCAACGGCUUUGAUCUGGGAAGCUUGGGCGGAGGACAAGGCAUUGGAUUCGAUGGAUUCCCCGCCGACUUUGACUUUGACAAGGCCCUCCUCAAGUUUGCCGCCGAACGCGAGAACUUCCUCGACGACCUGACCUUCAGCGCAGGCGCAAGGGUCCAGUCGAGACCGCCCAUGGUAAACCCCAGGACCGAGAGACUCAAGGCCGAGGACGCCGAGAGCGGGAGAAAGAGCCCUCUGAAGAGCAUCCGCGGCAGCAUUCGCCGCAAGAUGAGUUUUAGGGAUAUGAGCAGCGUGAGAAAGCAGCCAAUGACUCCUCGAGCGGGUACGUGUAGCAGAUCGGCAUCGACAGACUCUCUCGCUGCCUUGGAAUCCCUGCCAUCUGCGGUUCGUGUGCUGACUGUAGGAUCUCUAGCCUCUAUCCGGACGGCGAAGCGCCUGAGCAACUACAACUCCGUCAUCCCACCCCCGGAACCGCUGAACCUCGAUCCAGACAUGCACCCGCUUAAGAGGCGGUUUGAGCCAGUUCUGCUUGAUCGAUACCCCCCGCGAGACGCCUCGGCCGACGACCUGGCCAGGAGAGGAAAGUUCCCCGACUACGUGCCCAUGUUUGCCUUUCCCAACGACAUCCAGAUUGUCUCCUCGGACGACCGGCCUCGCUCGACCUGGCACGGAUUCACCAUGACGUCGGACGACAACUCCAAGAUUUACGGCAUUACCAUCAUUGUCUGGGUGGCACUGCACGCAGAGGUGGCGGACGAGGUCGAGAAGAGGUGCGAGCGGUGGCGACAAAGACACAUGAGCAACGAGGAAAGGGAGCUCGCUGCUAGUCUUGGCGGCCGUCUAGCCGCAGAGCGGGCCUAUCUGUCACAGCUGCUCGCGAAGCUGGGUACCGUCCCCUCGGGAUCAGCCGCCCGCGAGUCUCUGGACGAGCAGAUUAGCGCGGUGGAGGAAAAGAUCGCGCUCAUGACGGAGAUGCUGAGGCCGUUGAGGCAUGGCGCGGCGUCCAAGAUUGACGGUCUGACCGCCGGCGAGACGGGCCUCUGGGCUCCUAGGGCGUUUGGCAUUUUGGGUAGAGAUCCAGCCAAGAUGCAGUUUUGGAAAGAAUGGUUGCGAGCUGUCACGGUACCCAUGACAGACGGCGCCGUUCUCCGGAUCCCGCCGAGCUCGCCCAAGGUUGGACGCUGGCAGCCUUUGGAGCGCUAUGUCGUGAACCUCUGCACCGAAGCUUUUAGCCCCCUCAGUUCUCUGACCCAGGUGGAGUUGGGCGUGCGAGAGCUGCGGCUGUAUGCCCGCAAGGAGGCUGCCAAUGAGCUUCCUGGAUCGCGCAGCAUUGAUAUCUACGCCCUGUUCAGAUGCCUGUCUCUGGAAAACAUCGUCCUGCUCUUCGAGUAUGCCAUGUCGGAAGGACGCAUCAUCUUCCUCUCAUCACACACUGGCAUGCUGCACCUUGCCUGCCAUGCGCUGGCCAAUUUGCUGUACCCCUUGAAAUGGGCGAGCAUCUUUAUUCCGGUCUUGCCUGCCCGACUCAUCUCGGCCCUGGAAGCCCCUUGCCCCUAUAUUGUUGGUAUUGAGAGACGCUACGAGAAGAUUGAGCUUCCCGACGACGACUACGUCCUUGUGGACCUCGACAAAGACAGCAUCGACGCCACACACCAAGCGGCCAGCCUGCCACGGCAGCACCGACGAAAGCUUCUCUCGCUCCUUCAGAUCGCCGCUCCUCACAGACUGAGAUAUGGAGUCACACCGGGACCACCCCCAUAUGCAAUCGAGGCCUUCCCAUACGACGCGUACUCGGCAGAAAACGAGACGCUGUUCAACCCCCUCCCGAUGAAGAGCUCACUGGGCAAGUGGGUGUCGCAAAACUCAUCCACCUUUGCCGAGCCAGACCCGCCAGAGUGCAUCCGGACGCCGUUGUUCAACGCUUUUGCCCAGGCCAAGCUUGACCCUUCCAGGAUGGAGCGGCCGCCGACGUCCAAGUCCAGCAAGGGCAGCCCGCCGUCGUCUGUCUCGCCCGUGUCGAUGAACUUUCCCCCCAUGCCCAUCACUCCCAUCUCCAGGAGCGAUUCCGGGUUUGCGGCUACGCUGAGGGAGAAGCGCUCUGGGCAUUUUGACGAGAGGUCGAGGCGCAGCUCCUCGUUUGGGGUGGACAAGCAGCCUCCCCAUCCUUCCAUGGCCCACCGCCCGAGCCUGCCUUUUCUGAACGGCCACACGCAGAACAUGUCCAUCUCGGCCAUCUCGAUCGACUCGCAGUCUUCGUUUGGGGGUUAUGCGCCCUCGACGUAUGCGCAGUCGACGAUUGCUGCCUCGACCAUCAUGCCCAACAUGAUGGUGCAGCCGGUUAAAAAUACGGAGAAUACCGUCUGGGUGGAGGGACACUGCUUCAACUGGGAGCCGACGGAGACGGGGUCUACGUGCACGGUGUGCGACGAGAGGUCGGAGGGGGAUGGGCUGUAUAAAUGCAACGGGUGUGACUGUUUGAGUCACAACAGGUGCUUGGGGUUUGUGAGCCUGGUGUGCCCGGAGGCGUUCCAUCCGGACAGGGUGAGGGCCGCGUUUGUGAGGUGUCUGGCUAGUUUGCUGUAUACGUACCGGAAGCAUUUGGGGAGGCCGACGAGGGAGCAGAAGGGGCACGGGCAGUUGUAUGCGUUUGAUAUGGAUGGGUUUGUUAGGAGUUUGCCGUAUGAUCAGCAGGAGUAUGCUACUAUGAUGAGGGACACGCAGGCAUUCAACGAAUUCAUCCACGAGCGCGAGAGACAACCGCAAUCGGACCCAGCGAUUCGCCUCUUUGACGAGGUCAUUCUGGCCAAGAAGGCGAGGGGGAAGCCGACGUUUUCUGCUGGCCUGUCCCGUCUGUCCACCUUGAGGGCAUCUCAUGGGUUAACGCCCUCUUACAUGGGCGGGGGACAUAACCGUCAGGGAGCGAAAGUGCCGAGUUAUUUGGGGGACACGAGCGAUCAUAUCUGGAGGACGGCGUCGGUGCCGGUGCCGAGCGCGAAGUUUUCGGGGGAUUACAGGAGUGUGGUCACGAGGGUGCCGGUGAGGUUGGAUCCGGGCUUGAUGAAGGAGCCU